Cetraspora pellucida is the source of this 132-nucleotide messenger RNA. Lineage: Eukaryota; Fungi; Glomeromycota; Glomeromycetes; Diversisporales; Gigasporaceae. The record is from the annotation of a GenBank genome assembly.
AUGAGUAAUGCACAAGAAGCUUUGGAAGAAGCUUUGGAAGAAGCUUUCGAACCUCGAUGGCGACAAUAUAGAUAUAAAGAAGUUCCCUUAUAUGGUGAAAUCAGGUAUUAUCGUUGUUUGCCACUCAUCUAA